Echinostoma caproni is the source of this 291-nucleotide messenger RNA. Lineage: Eukaryota; Metazoa; Platyhelminthes; Trematoda; Plagiorchiida; Echinostomatidae. The record is from the annotation of a GenBank genome assembly.
AUGUUAAAAGUUGGGAAGCAAUAUGUCGUGUAUAUUCCAAAUGAGAAACGGUCUGAUCAGCCGCCCGGUGGCCGAGUGGGUAGUAUCCUUGUGUUCUGCCUGUGCGGUCCCGGGUUCGAUCCCCAGUUGGGUCGAUGGAUUCGCAUUGCUGAUGAGACCCAACCAGGUGGAAACAGCUGUCCAGUGCUUCCCAGAUUUUUAGCUGACGCCUCAUUUACACGACGACUUCAUCAUCUAAACAAUUAUGUGAUCACUGAGAAUCCGAUAUCGAAAGAUGAAAUUAGCUCCUAA